Messenger RNA from Closterium sp. Naga37s-1, 873 nucleotides. Lineage: Eukaryota; Viridiplantae; Streptophyta; Zygnematophyceae; Desmidiales; Closteriaceae. The record is from the annotation of a GenBank genome assembly.
AUGAGGGGAGGCAAGUUCCAGCAGAAGGUGGUGGAAGAUGGCAGCACUCGGAACUCGGAAUCGCUUUUCGAGACUCGUUCUAUCGCGGAUAUCGUUGCGAUCGAGGCGCGCACGAGGAAGGAGGUGGAGGAGAAGAAGGAGGAGCUGAGGCAGCUGGUCGGCGCGAGCUAUCGCCACCUCAUUGAAUCCGCGGAUUCGAUUCUCGACAUGCGCAGGUCGUGCGAGGCUGUGGUGCGCAAUGUGGCAGCUAUGGAGUCAGACUUCGCGUUGCUGCACAAAACAAUCUCCACAACGGCCACCACCACCCCUGCCGCUGAUGCCAAACGCAAGCGCAAGGAAGCCCUAUAUGCGCUGGGCAGCCGGGUCAAAUACCUGGUCGACACGCCAGAGAAGAUCUGGGGGUGUCUGGACGAGCGAAUGUUCCUGGAAGCUGCGCAGCGGUUCAUGCGCGCAUGGGAGGUGCACCAGCUGCUGUCGCCCUCCCUGGGCUCAAAAGGAGCAGCAGCAGGAGGAGGAGCAGGAGGAGGAGGGGGAGGGGAUGGCGCAGCAGCCGGGGGGUGGCAGGCGCAGCAGCAAGGGUUGAUGGCGUCGUUUCCGCUGCUGCGGCACCAGUGGCCGCUCGUGGAGACGUUUCGCACUCAGAUCGUUGAGAGGAGCAGGGAGUGUCUGCAUGAUGCAUCCCGCAUUCCAGCAGCAGGCGUGGGAGAGUACGCAGCAGCACUGGCAGCGGUGGCAGUGAUGGAAGAGCUCUCGUCCCACGACCUGCUCUCUCUCUUCCUCAACGCCCGUAGAGCCUGCCUGCGCUCCCAGGUAUGUGUGUGCGUGUGGCUCCUUCUCUCUCUAUGUGGAGUGAGAUUGAGGAGUGGAGAUUGA